Scedosporium apiospermum is the source of this 1416-nucleotide messenger RNA. RefSeq lists its product as uncharacterized. Bases 1 to 1416 code for a protein of 471 amino acids. The record is from RefSeq and is a predicted model, not a curated record. The transcript is spliced from 7 exons. Gene Ontology annotation, molecular function: transaminase activity; pyridoxal phosphate binding. Gene Ontology annotation, biological process: biosynthetic process; amino acid metabolic process. Lineage: Eukaryota; Fungi; Ascomycota; Sordariomycetes; Microascales; Microascaceae.
AUGCAGACUCUCAAGUCCCUCUUCCUCCUUCUCUCGAUCCAUUCCCUGGGCACCACUGCCGCGGUGACCAGUCGGGAUGAUGUAUCGCCCUACUUGGCAGAGAGAGGAAUCGAACCUGCCCAGUCCGGCUCAGGCACAAUAGCAUCGAACAAGAAAACCUAUGCCUCUAUAUAUGACAAGAACAAUAAUCCAGACGGAUUGGUCAACCUUGGCGUAGCCGAGAAUUACCUCAUGCAUGACGACCUGGCUGCGUACAUCGAGAACAACUUCACGAUCGCCAACCCCACAGACUUGACUUAUGGGCCAUCGAUAGGUUCUGCUCGUCUGCAGAAAGCACUUGCCUCCUAUCUGAACUCUCAGUUUCAACCUCUUGAACCUGUCUGCGCAGAUAGCAUUGCCAUUGGACCUGGUGUCACCGGUUUGAUUGACACCAUUACGUGGAAUAUCUGUAAUGAAGGAGACGGCAUAAUUAUCCCCAGACCACUCUAUAACUCGUUUCCCCGUGACAUAGAAUUCCGGAGCAAGGGUAAACUUAUCCCAGCCUCCUUCGUGUGGGAUAAUGAGACAUACUCCAUGGACAGCGCAUUCGAUGCUGCUGCCAAUAGGGCGGCCCUUGAGCGGGCGUAUAACAACGCCACUCGUGCAGGUAUCAAGGUUAGAGGUGUUAUCAUCACAAACCCGCACAACCCACUAGGCCGCUGCUAUUCCAAAGCCGCGCUGAAAGAAAUCGCCAGUUUCUGCGGCGAGCGUAAAAUUCAUCUAUUCUCGGAUGAGAUCUACGCAAAAUCAGUCUACACGAACGAUCAGUUUCCCAACGCCACGACCUUUACUUCCAUUCUCUCCCUACCCCUGAACCAUCUCAUAGAUCCGAAAUUAGUUCAUCUCUUGUACGGCAUGAGCAAGGACUUCGCGGCUAGCGGAUACCGCCUCGGUGUCCUUCAGUCGCGUAACCAAGACCUUAUUGACGCUGUCACUGGAAUAGGCUCACUAACUCGACCACCUUUCAUCGCCCAAAACUCGUGGGCUCGCUUGCUCGAGGAUGAAACCUACCUGGAUCAGUAUUUCCGAACGUACUCGGAGCGCAUGACGGCUAGUUAUUAUAUCAUUAGGGACUACCUAGAGCAGCGCGGCGCAAGCUAUUUCAGGGGAACCAACGCUGGCCUGUUUAUAUGGGCUCGGCUCAUCGAUUGGCCCGAGGAUGGCAGCGCUGAGGAAUAUGCGACGCUGAAGGCGAAACUUCUGGAGACCUGUCUGAGAAACGGGGUGAAUAUUGCCGAUGGAGAGACUUAUAAACCUGACAAUCUUGAAAAGGGAUGGUUUAGACUUACGUUUACCGUCGGCGAAGACAGGUUGAGGGUUGGGCUGGAGCGUUUGACGAAGAGUCUAACCCAGAUCCAGAGCGCAAAAUUCAGGUAG